This is a messenger RNA of Malassezia sympodialis ATCC 42132, 2298 nucleotides long. RefSeq names its product saccharopine dehydrogenase (NADP+, L-glutamate-forming) (gene LYS9). Gene Ontology annotation, cellular component: cytoplasm. Gene Ontology annotation, molecular function: saccharopine dehydrogenase activity. The record is from RefSeq and is a predicted model, not a curated record. NCBI's taxonomy places the organism in Eukaryota, Fungi, Basidiomycota, Malasseziomycetes, Malasseziales, Malasseziaceae.
AUGAGCACCGUCCUAUCGCACCCCCUCAUUGUCGACGGCUGGUUCCACGAGGUGAGCCGCCAGUGGCCCGGCCAGGCCAUGAGCCUCAAGGUGCGCCGCAUCCUGCACACCGAGCAGAGCCAGUUCCAGGACGUGCUCGUGUUUGAGAGCGAGACGUACGGCAACGUGCUGGUGCUCGACGGUGCGAUCCAGUGCACGGAGCGCGACGAGUUCUCGUACCAGGAGAUGAUUGCGCACCUCCCGAUCAACUCGCACCCGAACCCGCGCCGUGUGCUUGUGAUCGGCGGCGGCGACGGCGGUGUGCUGCGUGAGAUCGUGAAGCACGACAGCGUGGAAGAGGCCGUGCUGUGCGACAUUGACGAGGCGGUGCCGCGCGUCUCCAAGACGUACCUGCCCAAGAUGGCCGAGGGCCUCGACCACCCCAAGUCGACGGUGAUCAUCGGCGAUGGCUUUGCGUUCCUCAAGGACCCCAAGAACAAGGGCGCCUUUGACGUGAUCAUCACCGACUCGUCGGACCCCGACGGCCCCGCGGAGGUGCUCUUCCAAAAGUCGUACUUUGAGCUGCUGCGCGAGGCCCUGCGCCCCGGCGGCCACAUCUCGACGCAGGCCGAGAGCGUGUGGCUGCACCUCGGCCUCAUCCGCCAGCUCACGCAGUCGACGCGCGAGCUGUUCCCGGUCGCAGACUAUGCGUACACGCUGAUCCCCACCUACCCCUGCGGCCAGAUCGGGUUUGUCGUGUGCUCGCUGGACGCGCAGCGCAACGUGCGUGAGCCGCUGCGCACCGUGCCGAACUGCCGCUACUACAACAACGACAUCCACCGCGCCGCGUUCGUGCUGCCCGAGUUUGCGCACCGCGUCGUGGCGCGCGGCGAGCCUGCGCCGGGCCCCGUCGUGGCCACCGGCACCGGGGAGUCGGUGCAUGCGCGCGAGCCGAAGAAGGUGCUUGUGCUGGGCUCGGGCUACGUCGCUGGUCCCGCCGUCGAGUACCUGCUGCGCACGCCCGAGUACAGUGUGACGAUCGGCUCGUCGCGCAACGCGACCAAGCUGGGCGAGAAGUUCCCGCGCGCGCAGACGAUGCAGGUCGACGUGAGGGACCCGGCCUCGCUGAGCCAGGCGGUGCAGCAGCACGACCUGGUCAUCUCGCUGGUCCCGUACAUCUACCAUGUGAAUGUGAUCAAGGCCGCGUGCGAGCACAAGAAGGAUGUCGUCACGACCUCGUACGUGUCUGACGCGAUCCGCGCGCUGGAGCCGGAGAUCAAGGCGGCGGGCAUCACCGUGUUCAACGAGAUUGGUCUGGACCCGGGUCUGGACCACCUGUACGCGGUCAAGGCGAUCAAGGAGAUCCACGACGCGGGCGGCCAGGUCAAGUCGUUCCUGUCGUACUGUGGUGGCCUGCCGGCGCCUGAGGCCGCGACGAACCCCCUGGGCUACAAGUUCUCAUGGUCGUCGCGUGGUGUGCUGCUGGCGCUGCGCAACACGGCCCAGUUCAUCCAGGACAACGAGAUGAAGAGCGUGAGUGGCCUGGACCUGAUGGCGUCGGCCAAGCCGUACUACAUUAUGCCCUCGUUUGCGUUUGUCGCGUACCCUAACCGCGACUCGACGCCGUUCCGCAAGUGGUACGGCAUCCCCGAGGCGGAGGAGUGCAUUCGCGGCACGCUGCGCUACCAGGGCUUCCCCGAGUUUGUGCUCGCGCUUGUGCGCCUCGGCUUCCUCGACGAGACGGCGCAGUCGUGGCUCGCGACGCCCGGCCUUACGUGGGCGCAGCUGACGGCGCGUCUGGUCGGCACGGAGAAGACGGACGAGGCGUCCCUGGUCGCGGCCGUGCUCGCGCGCUGCGCAUUCAAGGACGACGACGAGGCGGACCGUGUGCUGCGCGGCCUGCGCUGGCUCGGCCUGUUCAGCGCGGCGCCCGUGGAAGUGGGCGGCCUGCCUGAGCAGCGCGCGAACGGCGAGGGCAACCUCCUGGACACGCUGUGCGUGAACCUGGAGGGCAAGUGUGCGUACGGCCCGAGCGAGCGCGACAUGGUCAUGCUGCAGCACAAGUUCCGCAUCCUGACCAAGGACGGCGAGACGAAGACGCUCACCUCGACGCUGCUCGACUAUGGUGCGCCGAACGGCUGGACGUCGAUGGCGAAGCUGGUGGGUCUGCCGUGCGCGGUGACGACCAAGCUGCUACUCGAGGGCCACCCGGCCAUCAAGAAGGUCGGCAUCGUCGCGCCGUACUCGUUCGACACGACCGAGCCGAUCCGCCUCGAGCUCGUCAAGGAGGGCAUUGCGCUCACCGAGGCCUACGUGUAG